UUUUUUUUUUUUGUUUUUUGAGACGGAGUCUCGCUCUGUCACCCAGGCUGGAGUGCAGUGGCGCGAUCUCGGCUCACUGCAAGCUCCGCCUCCCGGGUUCACGCCAUUCUCCUGCCUCAGCCUCCCGAGUAGCUGGGACUACAGGUGCCCGCCACCACGCCCGGCUAAUUUUUUGUAUUUUUAGUAGAGACGGGGUUUCACCGUGGUCUCGAUCUCCUGACCUCGUGAUCCGCCCGCCUCGGCCUCCCAAAGUGCUGGGAUUACAAGCGUGAGCCACGGCACCCGGCCGAUUUCCCCAAAGUUACAUUUCAGAGAUGGCAGAGGCUGUGACACCUCUGCCAGGGCUGACAACUCAUGUGGCUCCCCCUCUGGCAGGGAUGGGACUGUCCCCUCCCAAACAAGCCAGGUCUGGGCCCUGACCCAUCUAAGGGGGCGAGGAUUUUCCCUUUUGAGUGGGGGUUUCCCAGGCCUGGCUAACCGGAUUCUGACCCUGUGUGCCUGUGGAGGAGGGAAGGGUUAGGAGGGCAAGGAGUUUGAACUCUGAACCUAGGGCAGGCUCAGCUUCGGGGCUAAGACCCUCGUAGGGCGCUUAAUGCCCCUCUAAGGGCUGAAGUUUUCCCUGGGCCUGCCCGGGAGAUGGGUGGAGUCUCUUCUCAGGCCAGCUCCAGUUUCCAUGGAAACCCACAGGCUUCCCACCCUGUCGGCUGCCUGGGCAGACUCCCAGCCAGGGCCUCUUUUGCCGCCGCCGCCGCCAGCCAGCCAGCCAGCUUCUUCCCAGGACCAUAGGCCACUCCACCCUCAGCUUCUCCUGGCCCCCUCCCUGUGUCUGUUCCUGUCCCCGAGCCUCUGGCCCCUGAUGCCUUCAGGAGCUUGGGCCUCUCCUGCUCCACUCCUAAACUUCAGCUUCUCAGCAAACAGGCCUCCUAAGUCCCUGCUUCUCCCUCUGGGGCCUUGCUAGCCUCAUCAGCUCUAGGACCUGGCCAGGCCUCCCAGGCUCCCUCCUCCACCCCCACCCCUUCUCACUCAUGGAGCCCCUGGGACUGGUCGUGCAUGGGAAAGCUGAACCUUUUUCCGCAGCACUCCGAAGCCUUGUCAACAACCCGCGAUACAGUGAUGUUCGCUUCGUGGUCGGUCAAGAACGGCAGGAGGUAUUUGCCCAUCGGUGCUUGUUGGCCUGUAGAUGCAACUUCUUCCAGCGACUUCUGGGCACAGAGCCAGGCCCCGGGGUGCCCAGUCCUGUGGUGCUAAGCACUGUGCCAACUGAGGCCUUCCUGGCAGUGCUGGAGUUCCUAUAUACCAACAGUGUCAAGCUGCACCGCCACUCUGUGAGCCUGCUGACCAGGGGCCUGGGUGGGAGAGGUGGGGGGUGCCAGAGGCAGGAGUUUGCCCAUUACACUGUGGGCAUAGGGCAGGGGAAACUCCCUUCCACUCCCCCAACCACCCACUCUACAGGUGCUGGAAGUGCUGACAGCGGCUGUGGAGUAUGGGCUGGAGGAACUGAGAGAGGUGGGUUUUUGUGCCAGGUCCCUGUCUCAUUUCCCUUGCUUCUCAUGGGCUCACUUGCCGCCCUGCCUCACACACACUCCGGCCUGGAGAGGAACGUGUGCCCACACAGAGAGAAGUAUAUAUAUCUCUCCCAUCUGUGCCUGCAGUUUGUGGUGAAGGUGCUGGAUGUGGAGUUGGUUUGUGAGGCCCUGCAGGUGGCCGUAACCUUUGGCCUGGGGCCGCUGCAGGAGCGCUGCGUGGCUUUCAUAGAGGCCCACAGCCAGGAGGCCCUCCGGACCCGAGGCUUCCUGGAGCUGUCGGCGGCCGCGCUGCUGCCCCUGCUCCGCAGCGACAAGCUCUGCGUGGACGAGGCUGAACUGGUCCGCGCGGCCCGAAGCUGGGCGCGCGUGGGCGCGGCGGUGCUGGAGCGGCCGGUGGCCGAGGUGGCGGCCCCGGUGGUGAAAGAGCUGAGACUAGCCUUGCUGGCCCCGGCGGAGCUGAGCGCGCUGGAAGAGCAGAACCGGCAGGAACCACUCAUCCCGGUGGAGCAGAUUGUGGAGGCGUGGAAAUGCCAUGCCCUGCGGAGAGGGGAUGAGGCCCGGGGCGCCCCGUGUCGCCGCCGGAGAGGCACCCUGCCCCGGGAGCAUCACCGCUUUCUGGACCUGUCCUUCAAAUGAUCCAACGCCGGAACUCACAGGGAGCCCUGGACCCGCCCAGCUGAGCCUGCCCCAAACUACAGCUCCCGAAGUGCUCGGCGUUCGGAGCUGGCUUCCGUUCCCAGCGUGCCCAGUGAGCCGGGCGCCGGAAGAACCAUUGUCUGCCACGCGCUGUCCCUUGUGCGGAAUCAAGCCCGUGUGGGCGAGGUGGGGUCGGGCCGGGCAGGGCUUGGGCUGGGCCUCCCUGAGGGGGUGAAACUCGAGGAUUUCCUUCGCUCCACACCCUCACUCUACGCCCUGCCCCUGGGCAUUGUCGUCUACUAGUCUAUUCUGAUGACUCCCACAUAUCUAUCUGUUCAGCUCAGCUCCCUCUUUCUUUUUUUUUUUCUUUCUUUCUUUCUUUUUUUUUGUUUUUUUGAGACGGAGUCUCGCACUCUCGCCCAGACCGAAGUGCAGUGGCGCCAUCUCGGCUCAUUGCAAGCUCCGCCUCCCGGGUUCACGCCGUUCUCCUGCCUCAGCCUCCCGAGUAGCUGGGACUACAGGGGCCCACCACCACGCCCGGCUAAUUUUUUUUUGAAUUUUUAGUGGAGACGGGGUUUCACCGUAUUAGCCAGGAUGGUCUCGAUUUCCUGACCUUGUGAUCCGCCCGCCUCGGCCUCCCAAAGUGCUAGGAUUACAAGUGUGAGCCACCGCGCCCAGCCUCCAUGAAGAGUUUUAAAGGAGCUGCAAAACAAGAUACUAUCAAUCUAAAAUGAGAGACAGUUGACUAUUUAGAAGAAAAUAAAGUUAGAUUUCUAUCUCAGGGACUUCCUACAAAAAUAUAUUUUACAGAAUGCCAGGCACUGUGGCUCACGCCUAUGAUCCUAGAACUUUGGGAGGCCGAGGUGGGUGGAUCGCCUGAGCUCAGGAGUUCGGGAUCAGCCUGGGCAACAUGGCAAAACCCUGUCUCUAAAAUACAAAAAACUAGCCAGGUGUGGUGGCACAUGCUUGUAAUCCCAGCUACUUGGGAGGCUGAGGCACGAGAAUUGCUUGAAUCUGGGAGGUGGAGGUUGCAGUGAGCUGAGAUUGCGCUACUGCACUCAGCCUGGGCAAUAGAGUGAGACUGUCUCAAAGAAAAAAAAAAAAAAAAAAAUAUAUAUAUAUAUAUAUACACAUAGAUGUGUGUAUAUAUAUUGCACAGGGAUUAAAGCUAGUUAUUUAGCAUUAUCUCUCAAGACAGAAAAUGUGCUUACUCAGUAGUACCAUGUCAUGGCAGCAUUGGUUGGAUAGUGGAAAUUGAAAAUCAUCUAUAUGUCCAUUACCAGAGGACUGGUUAUAUUAACUAUUGUAUAUUCCUAUAAUAUUUAAAAAAUCCAUGAUCUUUGGUGAAAAAAGCACAGAAUAGACCAAUUACAGCAUGAUUUCUCUUGUUAAAAGAAAAAAGGUAGCAUAGUGAUUAAGAGCGUGUCUCCUGGAGCCAGAAUGCUUGCAUUUGAAUCCCAGCUCCGCCACAUAUUGUCUUUGCGAUUAACCUUUCUUUGCCUCAGCUUCCUUAUUUAUGAAAUGGAGAUAAUGGAACCUAUUUAGUACAGUUUUUUUGUUUGUUUGUUUGUUUGUUUGUUUGUUUUUGAGACGGAGUCUCGCUCUGUCACCCAGGCUGGAGUGCAGUGGCGCGAUCUCGGCUCACUACAAGCUCCGCCUCCCGGGUUCACGCCAUUCUCCUGCCUCAGCCUCUCCGAGUAGCUGGGACUACAGGCGCCCGCCACCACGCCCGGCUAAUUUUUUUGUAUUUUUAGUAGAGACGGGGUUUCACCGUGGUCUCUAUCUCCUGACCUCGUGAUCCGCCUGCCUUGGCCUCCCAAAGUGCUGGGAUUACAAGCGUGAGCCACCGCGCCUGGCCUAUUUAGUACAGUUUUUAGGAAGAUGAAAAUAAUUUUAUAAAAUACUUAGAAUUAUAGUGGGACAGAUUAAAUUCUGUACAUGUGUUUAGAAAACAUAUUCAUUCAUUUGUUCCACAACUAUUCAUUGAGUGCCCACACACUAGACAUUGAUUUAGGGUCAUGGAAUAAGUACAUCAGAGAACAAGUCAAGUCUCUGCCUCAUGGAGCUAACAUUCUAAGAGGAGAAACAUACAGUAAACAAGUAAAGAAAUGUAUGAUCUAUUCAGGGAGUAGUUUGUGCUAUGAGGAAAAGCAAAACGGGUUAAAAAGAUAGCUAUGUGGUGGGAGUGGGACUAUUUCGUACAGGGCAGUGAUUGUAGACCUCUGAUGAGAUAACAUUUGACAAGUGAUCUGCAGGAAGCCAUGUGUUGUGGGGAAAGGUAUUGGAGGGUUUUGUGCAGGACAGUGAUGUGUGAUCAGAUUUACUUUAAAAGAAUAAUUUGGGCUGAGCAUGGUGGCUCCUGCCUGUAAUCCCAGCACUUUGGAAGGGUGAGGUGGGCGAAUCACUUGAGUCCGAGAGUUCGAUACCAGCUUGGGCAGCAUGGCGAAAUCCCGUCUCUACAAAAAAUACAAAAAUUAGCCAGUGUGGUGGCACGAGCCUGCAGUCCCAGCUACUUGGGAGGCUGAGGUGGGAGAAUUGCUUGGAUCUGGGAGGUGGAGGUUGCAGUGAACUCAGAUUGCGCCACUGCACUCCAGCAAGACCCUGUCAGAAAAAAAAAAAAAAAAAGAAUUUGGUUGUUAUGUGGAGGACUGGAAUUGAGAAGGGCAAGAGCGAGGUAGAAGAGUGGUCUAGGGAGAACAGUUAGGGGCUACUGCAAUUAUCCAGCAAGAGAUCUUGGACCAGGAUGGCAGCAGUGGAGGUGGUAAAAUGUGGUUGGCUGAAGCAUAUGCUUUGAAGGUAUCAACAGGACCAGCUGAUGGAAGGGAGUCAACAGGACCAGCUGAUGGGUGUAAACUGGGGGGUCACUAGCUAUCAGAUGGCAUUUACUUAAAGCCAUGGAAGUAGGUGAGCUCGCUUAUGGAGAAGGAAUAGGAAGGAGGUAGACCAUUCUAUCAAAAUGCUGUUUCUACAGGGCACUUCUCACUGAGAUAUUAUUCAUCAUCUGGGAUUUAUAUUAUUUAUUCAAUUUGUUUUGUGUGUGGUUCCAUUAGAAAAGCUCCACAGGGGCUGGGCGCGUUGACUUUUGCCUGUAAUCCCAACACUUUGGAAGGCCGAGGCGGGCGGAUUACCUGAGGUCAGGAGUUUGAGACUAGCCUGGCCAACAUGGUGAAACUCCGUCUCUACUAAAAAUACAAAAAUUAGCCGGGUGUGGUGGUGCGCCUGUAAUCCCAGAGGCUGAGGAGGAGAAUCGCUUGAACCCGGGAGGUGGAGGUUGCAGUGAGCCGAGAUCGCGCCACUGCGCUCCAGCCUGGGCAACAAGAGCGAAACUACCUCUCAAAAACAAAAAGAAAAAGAAAAAGAAAAAAAAAAAAAAAGAAAAAAAGGGCCAGGUGUGGUGGCUCACGCCUGUAAUCCCAGCUCUUUGGGAGGCUGAGGCAGGCGGAUCACGAGGUCAGGAGAUCGAGACCAUCCUCACCAACACGGUGAAACCCCGUCUCUACUAAAAAUACAAAAAUUAGGCGGGUGUGGUGGCGGGCGCCUGUAGUCCCAGGUACUCGGGAGGCUGAGGCAGGAGAAUCGCUUGAACCCGGGAGGCGGA
Molecule: messenger RNA, 5760 nt
Organism: Symphalangus syndactylus (siamang)
Lineage: Eukaryota; Metazoa; Chordata; Mammalia; Primates; Hylobatidae
Gene: BTBD19
Product: BTB domain containing 19
Molecular function (GO): protein binding
Source: RefSeq, a predicted model, not a curated record